CCUGGGAACCCUGGCAGCAGGAGCUUUGGAGGGUGGGGCGGGGAGAGGCGUGUGGAUAAAGCUUUGGGGUCUGGAGGCAGGCGCCGAGGCGCCCUCGGGAGACGUGCGCCCCGCGCCCUGUUGGCCUCUGCGUGGUCCCAGGUGAAUCCCACGCUUGAACCCAAGCUUACACACAUUCUACAAUAAGAAGAUGCUGCUAAUCUCGUUCACCUUAAUCAUCUUGGCUGGAGCAUCUGCCGAUCAGAGCCCCGGCCCUGAGUUUGCUGAUGUUGUGUUCCUGGUAGAUAGCUCUGAUCACCUGGGAAGCAAGUCCUUUCCCUUUGUGAGAACCUUUAUAAACAAGAUGAUCAACACUCUACCCAUAGAACCAAACAAAUUCCGUAUUUCCCUUGCCCAAUACAGUGAUGAUCUAUAUGAGGAGUUCCUGCUGAACACCUACAAUACCAAGAAUGCCAUGGCGAACCACAUCAAAAAGAACUUUGACUACAUUGGUGGGCCCCUGCUAAUUGGCAAUGCUUUAAAGAAAGUUCACACAACCUUUUUCUCAGGGUCACAAAAUGGAAGAGACAAGAAAUUAUUUCCCCAGAUUUUAGUUGUCCUGGCUUCAGCCAAAUCUGAGGAUGAUGUGGAAGGACCUGCAGAAGCCUUGAGGAGAGAUGGAGUGAAAAUCAUCUCCCUGGGGAUACAAGAUGCUUCUGAAGAAGACCUAAAAGCCAUGGCCACUUCUCAAUAUCAUUAUAACCUGAGGACAGCCAGAAAUGUGGGCAUAUUUUCUGAAAACAUGACCAGGAUCAUUAAAGAAACCAUAAAGCACAAGGAAAUAAUACAAGAUGAUGAUGAAGUUGUAUGUGAAAGAGAUUCCUUGGCCGACAUUGUCUUCCUACUGGAUGAGUCCUUGAAGGUCAGAAGGAAUUUAGAAAACCUUCAGAAGUUCCUGGAGAACAUCACAGCCUCCAUGGAUAUAAAAGCAGGUUGUACCAGGAUAGGUAUACUGAGUUUCAGUGAUGAGACAGAGGUGGUGGCUUCUCUGGAAAGAGACAUGACCCAUGAUGAGAUUAUACAAGCCAUUAGGAGCCUGUCUCUAAGGGAUGGCAAAGCCUACAUUGGAGCAGCCAUGAAGAAGGCCAGAGAACUCUUUAGUCACAGCAGGAAGGCCCAGGGUGUGCGACAGAUAGCCGUCCUGGUCACUCAUAGAUCAUCAGAAGAUGACAUGCAUGAAGCAGCUGAGGACCUUCUGCUGCAGGGUGUGUCCAUCUUUGGCAUAGGGAUUAAAGGCUACAACAUCACCCAAUUCAAACAGAUGGUAUCUUACCCUCCAGAUCAUUAUAUUUCUGAACAGAACAGCUAUGCCGAACUGGAAAAGUACACUGUAACCCUUCUUAAAAAACUCCAGUAUGAAGUACAGUACCGGACAUCUGUCCAGUAUGGACAAACAGAGCGUUACAGGACAGGUUGCAUUGAAACAGAAAAGGCUGAUAUCUAUUUUCUCAUUGAUGGCUCAGGAAGUGUUCGACCUUACUUCCAUGAAAUCAAGAAUUUCAUGAUCGAGGUGAUACAAAUGUUUAAUGUUGCUCCAGAGAAGGUCCGCUUUGGAGCAGUGCAAUACUCAAGCACUCAUCAACAAGAGUUUGGUAUCAGCACAUACUCUAACGUGGUGGACUUAAGCAAGGCCAUUCUCAACAUCCGACAGUUGGGGCACACAACGAACACAGGAGCAGCUCUGCGUUUCAUGCUAGAAGAGAUAAAGAGCUCAAAGAAAAAGCAACAUGACUCUGUCCCCUGUCAUCUCCUUGUUGUGACAGAUGGAAUGUCCAAUGAUGAAGUUUCAGAACCAGCCAAAAGACUAAGGGAGGAAGAUGUAAUCAUUCAUGCAAUUGGUGUCAAAGGAGCUAAUAUAAUAGAGCUGAAAGACAUAGCAGGGUCAGAGGACAGAGUUAAAUUUGUGUAUAAUUUUGAAUCUUUAAAAGGCAUAAAGAAUGAAAUUGUUCAGACCAUUUGCCGUGAAAGAGAUUGUAAAGACAAAAGAGCUGAUGUCAUGUUUCUGGUUGAUAGUUCCAAGAGCAUAGGAGCUCCAGCCUUCAAUAAAAUAAAAAUAUUUAUGAAAAACAUGGUGAACAAGUCCCAUGUUGGCCUUGAUCAAGUACAUAUUGGAGUUGGUCAGUACAGCAAUGUUUUCAAGGAAGAAUUUGGGCUCACUGAAUAUAUGACUCAAAGAGACAUUUUUGAUGCAAUUGACAGAAUGAAUUUUAUUGGAGAUAAGACCUAUACAGGGAAAGCACUGGAGUUUGUGUCUAGUUACUUUGAACCUUUGAAGGGAGGACGUAAAGGUGUCAAGAAAUUUCUCAUUCUUAUCACCGAUGGGUUUUCACAGGACUCUAUUACAGAACCAGCUUUACAUCUUCGGAAUAAUGAAGUUGUCAUCCUCUUGGUCGCCAUCUUCCGGUCAAAAUCACCUCAGCUAGAGGAUAUCACUGGAGAUCCCAACUUGGUUUAUUAUGUUGAGAAAUUUGAUGACCAAAAGCUACUUGAAGAUAAGCUGGUUUUUGAUCUAUGCACUCUCCAUGAAUGCAAACAGUUUCAAGUGCUAGACAUCGUAUUCGUGCUGGACGACUCCUCGAGCAUAAGUGAACAUCAGUAUGAGAGCUUGAUAAACUUCACAAAGCACUUAGUGGAAAAGGCGGAUGUCGGAAGAGAUCGUGUUCAAUUUGGAGCCCUCAAAUAUUCAGAUACACCCGAAAUCCUCUUCUACCUUAAUGAUUACCAGAACAAGAAAAGCAUCAUUGAUAAACUGAAGUUCCAGAGAAAAGGAGGAAAUACGUACACGGCCAAGGCUCUGAACAGGUCACAUGAACUAUUUACUGAGCAACAUGGCAGUCGAAUCAAGAGAGGUGUAAAGCAAAUGCUUAUUGUGAUUACUGAUGGGAAAUCUCAUGAUUACCUUGAACUCGAGACCGUAGGCAAGGCACUAAGAGCGAAGAACAUCAUCAUCUAUGGAGUGGGUGUAGCUGAAGCUUCGGACAAAGAACUUUUGGACAUAACAGGCUCAAAAGACAAUUAUUUCAUGGUAGAUAAUUUUGAGAAACUGAAAGAAAUUUACCUCCCUAUUGAGAAAAAGGCUUGUGAAAAUGCACUUGAUGUCUGUGACAUGAAAAAGGCAGAUGUGUUUUUCCUUUGUGAUGGCUCUGAUUUGGUAAGUGAAAUGGAGUUCGGCAAAAUGGUUUAUUUUUUGGCAGACAUCAUUGAUAAUCUUGAGGUCUCACCUCAAGACGUGCACAUUGGGAUGUCCCAAUUAGGUUCUUUUGGCCAGGAAAUUCUCCAAAUGAAUGCUACCUUGAGCAGAGAAGAGCGGAAAGCUAAAAUUUUGGCUACCAUAAGGCGCAAGGGAAAUCCUCAACUAGGAAGCGCCCUUCGCCACCUGAAGGACACCUUUGUUUCUGGAAGCAGGAUCAUGGCUGGGGUCCCUCAGAUCCUGUUUGUCAUCCUCUCUGGGAGGCCUCGGGGGAGCACAACCAGGGUGACUAAGGCUGUGGAAAAACUGAGAGAGCUUGGCGUGUGUAUCAUAGCCUUGGGCAUUGGGGAUGUCCGGAAUGAUGAGUAUCUCCAUGUUACCCACAACCCUGAGAAGAUCAUCACUGUGUCCGACUUUGAUAAAUUAAAGACAGCAGAUGUAAGAAAAAGGGUCGUCCGGGAAAUCUGUCGUGACUGUCAGCAAGAGAAUUGCUUUGUGGAUACUGUUGUGGGCUUUGACAUCUCAACCCAUCGUCGCGGGCAGACCUUGUUUGAGGGUCAACCAUACCUUGAAUCUUACCUUCCAAACCUCUUAGAGUCUAUCAACUCCCUAAGAGGUGUGAGCUGUGGGAGAAAGACCCAAGUCAGUGUGGCAUUUAAAGUGAAUACUGAUCCCAGUUUUGUAUCCAGGUUCCAAAUCUAUGAAAAAACAAUGAUGGAAACCCUGAGGCAGGUCACAGUCAGUGGACCUUCUUACCUUCACGUGGCUUACCUAGAGUCACUGUGGAGUGUAUUUCAUCAUUCUGAAACUCAUGGAAAGGUGAUUCUCAUAUUCUCUGAUGGUCUCAGGCAUGAGUCUGAAGAUCUGUGGAGGCUUGAGGAGAAAUCAGAUGAACUCAGAAAAAAAGGGUUGUUGGGUUUAUUUGUUGUGGCCCUGAACACCACCUCUCAAUACGAAGACUUUUCAACCUUUGAAUUUGGAAAAGGAUUCGAAUAUAGGACACAUUUAAGCCUUGGGAUGAGAGACCUGAGCAGCACAUUGACUGCGUACUUGGACAAUAUUGCAGAAAGACAUUGUUGCUGUGCCCUUUGCAAGUGUUCAGGGGCUCGGGGGUUACCAGGAUCACCAGGAUCAAGGGGCCCAAAGGGAUAUUGGGGUCAGAAGGGCAGCCGUGGCCACAGAGGAGAAGAGGGGGAUCCUGGAACAAGAGGAGGCAGUGGGCCAGAAGGAGAAAGAGGUGCUCAGGGAUGUCAGGGUGAACGGGGUCUUAAGGGAGUCAGAGGAGUGAGUGGAUUUAAGGGAGAAGAUGGAGAUUUUGGAAUUAAUGGGAUAAACGGAGAACAGGGAUUCUAUGGAACUCCUGGUAAGAAAGGAGAGAAAGGUGACCGAGGAUCCCAGGGAAGCCCGGGUACCAGAGGUGCCCCCGGUGUCCAUGGUGGGAAAGGAUUUCAAGGAGAUCCUGGUGAACCUGGACGUGACAAUUUCUUUAGAGGGCCUAAAGGAGCCAAAGGAGAGCAAGGAAAACAAGGCCAAAGAGGACAGAAAGGCGAAGAUGGCCAACCUAACUCAAGAGGAAAUAGAGGACCAACAGGCAGAAGAGGAAUCUAUGGACCAAAGGGCCCAGUUGGAGCUGUUGGCCCAAAAGGUGAAGCUGGACCUGAAGGAUUAAGAGGAACUGAGGGACGAAGUGGACAACCUGGUCAGAUGGGAGAAAAAGGAAGUCCUGGAAAUAAAGGGCCUCAGGGGGCUUCUGGACUUGCAGGGUCUAAAGGGAGUCCUGGGAAACCUGGAACCAUGGGAAAGAAGGGAGAACCUGGAGCUCCAGGAAAUGAAGGACCAGUGGGACCAACUGGAUCGCGUGGAAUGCAGGGAGACUAUGGCAUUCCAGGCUUUGGCCACCAGGGAAGGAAGGGAGCAAAGGGCUCAAGAGGACACCCAGGAGACAGUGGAGACAAGGGUGAUGUUGGAAACCCAGGAACUCCAGGGAAACCUGGACCUAAAGGAUUCAGAGGACUCACAUUUGGUGUAGGUCCCAAGGGUGAUAUUGGUUCUCCUGGCUCUCCUGGACCUGCAGGGUCACCGGGUCCUAAAGGCAUGAAGGGACUGCCUAUAUAUUCUCAAUGUGAUCUUAUUAAUUUCCUGAGGGACCAUAGUCCCUGUUGGGAAGACAAAUGCCCUGUCUACCCAACAGAAUUGGUGUUUGCUCUAGACGUGUCAAGACAGAGAUUUGAGGUUGUGAAAAACAUGACCAUUUCCAUUGUGAAUGACCUUAAAAUCAGGGAAAACAACUGUCCAGUGGGAGCAAGGGUUGCUGUCCUUUCCUACAGUUCUGAAAAUAGGUAUCUUGUCCGCUGGUCAGACUAUUCCAGCAAGAGGCAACUCCUCCAGAAGCUCUCUAGAAUGACAUUUGAACAACCUUCAUACUCCAGAGAUCUUGGCAGUUCCAUGUUAUUUGUGGGCAGGAAUGCUUUCAAGAGAACCUUACCAGGCCCUAAUGUCAGGAGGCUCACUGUGUUUUUUAGUGACAGUCAGUCUCCAGAUAUAUCAUCAAUCAUCACAGCCACCAUGGAGUUCAGCGGGCUCAAUAUCAUUCCAGCUGUAUUUGCUUUUAAUGACAUGUUUGCUCUUGAGGAGGCUUUCCAGUUUGAUGACACUGGCACAUAUCAGGUCAUUCCAGUUCGACCCUCUCAGUUUUCUCAUCCAAUAGAAAGACUUCGCCGAUGCACACUUUGCUAUGAUAAAUGCUUUCCAAAUGUUUGUGCAGAAGAGCAAAUAGACCAAGUACAUUCAUACGUGGAUGCCAUUUUCCUUCUGGAUAGCUCCCGGCAUGUGAGAGGAGAUGAGUUUGAGCAAAUGAAAGCUUUCCUGAGCUCAGUCCUUGACAACUUUGACAUUUCUGCAGACCCUGAGCAAUCUGAUGUGGGUGAUCGGUUGGCUUUGCUAAGUUACUCUCCAAGGGAUUUCUCCAUAAGAAGGACAAGCACCCCUGUGAAGAAAGAGUUUGACUUUACCACCUAUUCUAGCAAAGCUCUAAUGAGGAGGCAUAUCCAUAAUUCCCUUAAGCAACUUCAUGGAGAAGCCUAUGUUGGCCAUGCCUUGCAAUGGACAACAAAUAUGGUCUUCUCCAAUACAUUCCACUCAAGGAAAAACAAAGUUAUCUUUGUUAUAACUGCUGGAGAAAAUAAUGAAAAUAAGGAUGUCUUAAGGAAAAUAUCCCUGAGGGCCAAAUGCCAAGGGUACGUCAUAUUUGUGAUUUCUCUGGGAUCUACACGAGAAGAAAUAGAAGAUGUAGCCAGUCUCCCUCUGGAACAUCACUUGAUUCAACUUGGCAGAGUUCACAAACCCAAUUUGGACUAUGCUGUGCGGUUCAUUAAGCCUUUUGUAUAUUCAGUCAGACGAGGAUUCAAUAAAUACCCCCCUGCAGGAUUGGAGACACAGUGUAGACUCAUUUCUUCAGAACCAUCAUUUUUUCUAAAUAGGAAUAAAAUGUCUUCUGAAUAUGAUAUCACCUCUGGUGAAAACGCUUUGUUAAAUGAAGAGGCAAUGAAUCUAGAUCAUUCCCCAGUUUUACUAGGAGAUAAUGAAAGUAAGGAGAUGAUCUAUCUUCACAACCAAAUGGUUACAUCAAAGGAACUAAAAGUGACAUAUCCCAAAAUGAUGGGGACAGAAGAAAUAACAACUCUUAUUUCAGAAAGUAUAGUAGACCCAACACAGAGUUUUGAGUUGGAAGAUGUCGGUAAGAAGCCCAGCUCUGACUAUGCGACUUUAGAAAGGCCAUUUUACAGAGUGGAUGAACCAAUGGACAUGGGGAAGGUUGAAAUGGAUUUGAAACCUGACCCUGCCUCUCUUACCAAAGGAGGUGAUAACCUUGGAGGAGGAGAAGAAUCUGGGUCCACUUUGGAAUCUGGCAGUCCAUCUCUGAGAGACGUUUUUAUGGAUGUAGCUUUCCUCCUAGACUCUUCGUGGAAUAUGGGAAGUUCUGAAUUUCAAGAAAUAAAAAGUUUUAUAGCUUCAGUGCUUGACUACUUUUACAUUACUCCAGACCCACUGACCUCUCCUGUAGGAGACAGAGUAGCCCUCUUGAGCUAUUCCCCUCCAGGCUAUAUGCCCAACGGUGAAGAAUGUCCAGUCCUCUUGGAGUUCGACUUAAUGACUUAUAACAAUGCACAUCAAAUGAAAAGCUACAUCUGGGAAUCUCUUCAACAGUUGAAUGGUAACUCUUUUACUGGCCAUGCCCUGAAAUGGACGAUUGAUAAUAUCUUCUCGGGGACACCCAACCUGAGGAAAAACAGGGUUAUCUUUGUGAUAUCUGCUGGGGAGACCAAUUAUUUGGACCGAAAAACCCUAAAGGAAGAAUCUCAGAGAGCCAGAUGCCUAGGCUAUGCCAUCUUCGUGUUAUCCUUUGGCCCCAGGCACAAUGACAAAGAGCUAGAAGAAUUAGCCAGCCAACCCUUGGAUCAUCACUUGGUCCAGCUGGGAAGAAUUCAUAAACCUGACUUUGACUACAUUGUGAGGUUCAUUAAACCAUUUCUCCAUUCAGUCAGACGUGCAAUCAACAAAUAUCCCUCAGCAGAUUAUGCCCUAAAAUGUCCUAAUGUGACCUCUUCCAGCUCAAAGAAGUUUCAGGAAGAACUCCUCCUUCCUAAAGGAUCUGAGGUGGAGGCAGAAAAUAGUGACUUCUCUGAUGAAUAUGAUUUCCCUGAGCAUCAUGUGCUUAUUUUAGAGGGCAAUCAUAGUGAUAAUUCUGGAAAUGUUCUUGAUUUCAUCCAAGAGCUAACUCGUCUCUUUGCGACUGGAGAAGUCUUGAUAAAUGAUCAAGAAGAACCAUGUUCAAGUGAAAAUACCACCAUCACUGAAGAUGAUCAGAAAACUAACAAAGAUGAUGGAGACAUAAGAUGACAACCUCCUUAAAAACAAGAUGUGACUUGUCAUUUGUUUAUUGUAUGUUGUGAGUUCUUGUACAUUUGGUUCUUUUUAUUAAUGACUUAUGGGUCUAACCAGAAAAUAUAGACC
Molecule: messenger RNA, 8242 nt
Organism: Monodelphis domestica (gray short-tailed opossum)
Lineage: Eukaryota; Metazoa; Chordata; Mammalia; Didelphimorphia; Didelphidae
Gene: COL6A5
Product: collagen type VI alpha 5 chain
Source: RefSeq, a predicted model, not a curated record